GCGUCCAACUUUUUCCCUGAGCGCAACAGCCUCCAAAGCGCGCAUAGCAACAGAGUGCUUGACCAUGAAACACAUUUUAAACUUUGCUAGUUAACUUGCGAUGGCUAAUGUCUAAUUAUUGAAGAGAGAGAGAGAGAGAGAGAGAGAGAGAGAGAGAGAGAGAGAGAGAGAGAGAGAGAGAGAGAGACAUCAACAACAACAACAACAACAAACAUACAUAGUAGUUCAUAUUUAUGCUGCAUUUAGGAGUCUUGUUUUUGCAUUGAGACAUUUUUGUAGAUGGGCAUGGCUUUACUAUGGGUUUCCCCGGUGAGUUUUCUUCACGCCUGGCUUACCCUGGCAAUCUGUGGCCAGUAUACGUUGGCUUUUUACGUCGCUGGACAACAACUAGAGACGACCUGUGAGGCGAACGGCAGCGUCUAUUAUGUGGGCGAAUGGUACUUUUUAGACUCUGAUCAUUGUACCCAGUGUGAAUGUACCACAGAAGGGUCUGCCUGCGCGAGGACCGAGUGCACAUCCCUACCGGCCGCCUGCAUCCAUGUCAGCCAUUACCCGACAGACUGCUGCCCGACAUGCGAGAAAAUCGGCUGCGAGUACCGGGGAGAAGUGUAUAAACUGGGACAUCAGUUUCAGCCAUCAGAAUGUGAGCAGUGCACCUGUGACAGUGAUGGAAUCGCCCGUUGUCUGGUAGCAGACUGUGCUCCCCCACCAUGUGUUAAUCCAGUGUAUCAGAAAGGCAGAUGCUGUCCUGAGUGCAAGGAUGGGCCCAACUGCUAUGUAGAUGCCUCUAGGACCCAGGUGAUCCCUGGAGGAGAGCCAGUAUGGGUUGACUCCUGUACCAAAUGUCGAUGUCAUGAUGGGCAGGAUGCAGGUUACUGGGAGGGCAACCGCUUGGCAACGUGUUCCCGUGUCCGAAACUGCCAGCCUGAAGAGGGGCUAAACUGAGGAAAGAGGUCACAAUAUAGGGACAUCUGUCAUUCUGAUUUAUACAACAUUGCACAAACUGUCUCAGUAGAUAUCUAAACCACACUUACUGAAGAAGAAUAUAUAGCCUACAAGCUUAGGACUGUAAGAUUAAACAUAUACUGUAAACAAACAAGAAACAAGUUUAAACUUCAUUGUUAGUCUAUCAUUAAUCUCACUUUAACCAAUUAACAUACCAGUCCUUAAUGUAAAAGGAAUCAGUAUAAUCUUGUUUUGACUUACUAUGGGAUAUUCCCUAAUAAAAUAGAACAUAGAGCUUAGAUUUGAGACUCAUUUUUGUCAUGGUUAGCAAUAGCACAGUAAGCAUAUUACAUUUGCAGUACAGGCCUACAGUUCAAAUGCAUUUUUGUAGCUACAGUAAAGUUGUUUUAAAAAGAAUUGACAUUGGACAUUGUGUUGUACAUGUUUGCCAUGCCUUAAAACAGCAGAUUUUAGGAUAAUCCACUCAUUUUUAUUAUUCAUUUUGUAUUGGUGUUUUUAUAUGAAGUAGCAUGUACUGUAUGUUUAUAUUCUUUUCUGCGUACAAAGUCUGGAAACCAAAGUAUGUUGACACUGUGACGUACAUUACUGCCAUGCAGGCAUGGACACAGCUAAUGUAGCAUGAAAUACAAACAAGCUAACUUGUCCUAAAUGAAUCAUGUAUUAAUGUGAUGAGGAGGAGGGUGUGGCCAGGCCGAAAAGAUGGACGCCCGGCCACGCCCUCCUCCUCGUCACACUUAAUAAACCAGGUCCAUUUUUGUUUUAUGUCUGUUCUGCCAGUUAUUUUGAGUGGUGUGGUAAUGUUACUUCUUUUUUUUUUUUUUCAGCAAUGCCACAGAAUGUACCCAAAUAUAAAUAAACCACAAGUGAUCCA
Messenger RNA from Myxocyprinus asiaticus (Chinese sucker), 1837 nucleotides. RefSeq names its product von Willebrand factor C domain-containing protein 2-like. Gene Ontology annotation, molecular function: protein binding. Lineage: Eukaryota; Metazoa; Chordata; Actinopteri; Cypriniformes; Catostomidae. Bases 280 to 945 code for a protein of 221 amino acids. The transcript has 3 exons. The record is from RefSeq and is a predicted model, not a curated record. Gene Ontology annotation, biological process: negative regulation of BMP signaling pathway. Gene Ontology annotation, cellular component: AMPA glutamate receptor complex.